Laccaria bicolor S238N-H82 is the source of this 204-nucleotide messenger RNA. RefSeq lists its product as uncharacterized. The transcript has 2 exons. The record is from RefSeq and is a predicted model, not a curated record. NCBI's taxonomy places the organism in Eukaryota, Fungi, Basidiomycota, Agaricomycetes, Agaricales, Hydnangiaceae. The coding region runs from base 1 to 204 and encodes 67 amino acids.
AUGUUUGUUUUGCUUCCAUCUGAACGCCCUCCUUUGUGCAAAUCGUGUUUUCUGCAGGUUGGCCAUACGUUCGGGGCUUGUUUUUUUUGUUUUUCUUUGAUUGAGGCUUUGUUUAUACUAGCUACGACAAUGACCAAGGUUCCGCGUCAAGUCGAUUCUUCUUCCGCGAUUCACGAAUCUAUAGCGCGAGGAACGAUCCAUUGA